Setaria italica (foxtail millet) is the source of this 2097-nucleotide messenger RNA. RefSeq lists its product as uncharacterized. The record is from RefSeq and is a predicted model, not a curated record. The transcript has 4 exons. NCBI's taxonomy places the organism in Eukaryota, Viridiplantae, Streptophyta, Magnoliopsida, Poales, Poaceae. Bases 308 to 1501 code for a protein of 397 amino acids.
AUAAUACAGAAGGCCUUCUGAUAAAAGUCAAAACAACCGGAGCUAAAAAGCCUUUUCCUCCGUUCAAAACUAAACCAACAACCAUUGACAGCCGGCCUAUGUCGUAUCGUUGCGAACAUUCCCAUCUACCGCUCCUAAACACACCCAAAUCCAUCCCCAUUCGCGUCGCCGUUGCGGCAACGGCGAGCACCAGCGCCAGCUCUCCAUCCAGCUUUCUCCCCCAACGCAACGCAGCCGCCACCUCCAGCUUUGAUGACCUCUCCACACUGACGAGCCGAGAGAGAAACUAGUGCCAGAUGCGCUCACCAUGGGCAAGGCCGGUCGCGCUGAGCAGGCCUUCCCCAACGGUGCGCCGGCGACCAGGUUCAGCCGCUGCCGGUGUGGUGCAGUCGUCGGCAAGGUGGUCAGCGCAAAGUGCGCCUCCGUGCUGCUCCUGGCCGUCGGCGGCUUCCUCUCGGCCGCCUUCGUGAUGCUUCAUCUCCGGGCAUCAGGAGGCGGCGUCCCUGAUGACCCAGACAUACUCGCCGAAAUCGAGGCAGGCUUCAUUUUGUUAGUGCCACACUCACAGAUAGCUUCACAAGGCGGAACACUCGAAAAAGAGAUAUAUGACCAAAUAGGAGUGCCCAAUAGUAAGGUUUCAGUUUCUAUGCGUCCAUACAAUUACACGAACACCACUUACGUGAAAUUCGGCGUUCUUCCAGACCCAAGAAAUGCCUCCAUGAGCGUAAAAUCCAUCAACACACUGAGAACAUCUUUGAUAAGACUUACACUUCAGCAGCUGAAUUUAUCUUUGACACCAUCUGUUUUCGGAGACCCACUUUGCUUAGAGAUCCUGGGAUUCCCAGGAGGGAUUACAGUGUUGCUUCCACAUAAUGCUUCCCAUGCAGACUCAAUUCAGCCUAUCUUCAACAUCACAUUUGACUCGACAAUUCAUGAAGUAAGGGAAUUUCUUAAGGAGAUGAAGAAUGAGCUUGCAAUAAGAUUGCAGCAGACACCAGAUGAGGAAUUAUUUGUCAAGUUAACAAAUACAAAUGGUUCAACGGUUGCAGCACCAGUUACGGUCCAAGUUUCCAUUGCCCCAAUAGAUCGCAGCAAUUUUCUACAACCUUAUAGGCUCAAACAGCUAGCCCAAAUCAUCACAGAAUGGAGUUCAAGGAACCUUGGCCUCAAUACCUUAAUUUUUGGCAGAAUUAGGGACUUGAAGUUGUCCCCACUCCUAGAAGCUUUCAUUCCAUCCUGUGCUCCUAGCUUGCCUCCAAUGCCAACACCAUUCCCUUCCUGGCCUCCAAUAUCAGAGCGACCAAAAACCAAUGCAUACCGGGGACUUUCAUGCCCUGCUUUGGUGAAAAAACAAAAUGAAGCCACUCCACAUCGCAGGUUAAUGCGUGUAUCUCCGCAACUGUCAACAUGGCUUCACAGGAAAUACGCAUCUGAAGGCAAGAAAAACAGCAUUGCACUGGUAGCACCGACAUUCAUUGCACCAGUAACGGAAUCAAAAUGAAGUAAGUUAUUUUAGGUUUUAUAAAGACAGCCCUCAAAUUUAUUCAAUUUUUUUACAAUAUUGAUUUGCAUCUUGUUAAUGAAAAAAUCAUAGCAUAUCUUAGCAUCAUUGCAACUACUAAGCUUCAAACUGACUCAAAUUAGAGUGCACUGAACUACAUGGAUACAGGACUAUGGAUAUAUGCAUUUUGGUUGCUUGUCUGAAACUCUGAAUAUUGUUUCUGCACUGAAUGGUCUUUAGGUACUUCAGCAGUCAAGUAAAUUUCAAAGAUCUGGCGUGUCCACGCAGUUUAUACUACAGUAUGAUCCUUCGGAUGCAAUUUUCUUGUAACACCAAGGUGGGUAUGAAGUAGUUGUGCCUAGGCUAACAUUGUAAAAAAUCUCGGUCAAGUGUAAAUAGAAAAUGGGAAGUUAUUUACCAGAAAGCUGGAUAACUCCCAACCUCCAAGAAUGAUAGAGGGGCAACAGUGAUUAAAUUGCUUGCCCAUCUGUCAGUUAAAAUAACUUACCCAUUGCCCCAAGCAUCGCAUGAAGACGAUACUCAUCCAUGUUGGUUUACUAAUGAAUCUUGUUUCAGCACUGAAAAAUUUCUCUGUA